AUUCAAUUACCCGAAAUGCAACCGGCCGCUCGGCUUGCGCUACUCGUGAUUGCGGCGAUCGCUGUGGCGAGCUGCUCGUCGUCGUCCUCGGCUGCUGCUGCUGCUGCGUCGUCGUGGAGCAUGAAGCAGGAGCACAUCUUCCUCGAGUCCUUCUUUGCGAGCUCUCCGCAGGGCGUUGCAAUGCUGUUCGCAAACUCGUCCGUUCCCGAGCAGAUUGUCUUCUCCGGCAAGACCAUCCUGCGCCGAUGCUCGUACGUCGGCAAGACGAUGACCUUCGCGUCCAUCCUCGAGAAUCCGAACGCAUUGGCGAACGUCUCUGCGCUGGGCUACAACCACAUUGGCGACAUUGACAUUUACAACGGCGUCCUGUACGCGCCGAUCGAGGAGGACUCGUACACGCGCCCGGCCAUUGUCACCUACGACCCAAUGACGCUCGAGUAUACCGGCCUCGUCCAGACCACCCAGAAGCACAUGCCGUGGGUUGCAGUGUCGAGCCUCUACAAGUUCCUGUUCUCGUCCGAGUUUGACAAUGUGACGAGCCUCUACGUCUACCAGGUCGAGAAUCUGAAGAUGGGAUUGUUUACCAUUCUGGAUUUGCACCUGCCCGUCGGCCUCGAGCAAGGCCUCAUGGCAGUGCAAGGCGGCGUUGUUUCCGGCACAAACUUGUACCUGAGCUCGUCUGCGCCCGGCGAUCCGGUGUAUGUGGUCGACUACCGAACCGGCAUUGUCCAGCUCGAGUUCAAUCUCCCGUCGACCCAAGAGACCGAGGGCAUUGCCAUUGCCAACUCGGACGGGUACAUGUAUGUUCUGGUCCAGAACAACUUUGAUGUUGUCGCCUACCAGUACAGCCAAAGCUCGUAGUAUGGCCGGAGAUUUGUUUUUGUUUUUGGAGUAAAAACGGAACAACAACAAGGGAAUCGGUGAACCAGUCUUGUCAUUCUUCAUUAUUAUUCAUCAUUGUGGCUUUGGAAAACAGGACAAGACAGAAAUGGAGUCGGUGUGA
Capsaspora owczarzaki ATCC 30864 is the source of this 1003-nucleotide messenger RNA. RefSeq lists its product as hypothetical. The record is from RefSeq and is a predicted model, not a curated record. Bases 16 to 861 code for a protein of 281 amino acids. NCBI's taxonomy places the organism in Eukaryota, Filasterea, Ministeriida, Capsasporidae. The transcript has a single exon.